AGAGAGAAAGAAAAGGAUUAAAGAAGAAGAAACCAUGUCAAAGAUUAACAUUCUCGUCGUUGGAGCACUUUUACUUAGCUUCAUGGUUAUAGCUUCAGUGGCUCGUCCCGACUCGACUCUCCAGAACAAAUCUAUUGAGAUGGAGAAGAAAUGUGAAACGGAGAAGUGUUUGAUGAAAUCAACUUUGGAUGCUCACCUCGAUUACAUCUAUACCCAACCAACUCCUCCUAAACCGCAUGCAGCUAACGAGAUGGAGAAGAAGUGUGAAACUGAGGAUUGUUUGAUGAAAACGACGUCGGAUGCUCACCUCGAUUACAUCUACACCCAAACAAUUCCUUCUAAACCGCAAGCACUUAAAUCCAAUCCUUAAUUAAGUAUAUACAAUCAGUAUUUCAUAUGUUAUGUUAUGUUGGGAUAUAAUAUCCUUCUCUAUGAGCUAAUGUUCUAAUAAAGACUUAAAUCAGUGAAAUAAUAUUAUGUGACAUUGGUGCACACAAAAAAAAA
Molecule: messenger RNA, 504 nt
Organism: Camelina sativa (false flax)
Lineage: Eukaryota; Viridiplantae; Streptophyta; Magnoliopsida; Brassicales; Brassicaceae
Biological process (GO): cell population proliferation
Cellular component (GO): extracellular region
Molecular function (GO): growth factor activity
Source: RefSeq, a predicted model, not a curated record